AUGAUACAUGAUCCCCCGCAUGUUCCCCCGCAUUUGGGGUCACAAACUGCAGCAACUGCUCCAGCUAGCAGCAACAUCUGCACUCCCAGCGUAACUGCGGGCCGCCGGCGCUGGUUACUCAUCGCCGCCCCCGCAUCCACCAUGGGAACCCUAGGCGCUUCUUUCCCUCAGCUGCGAUUCCCGCUGCUAAAUUCUCCCUCUCCACACAGAAAACUAUCCACUCCGCUUUCUUCCUGCAUUCGCCCCAACUCUCGACUCGGCGCUACCCGUUCUCAAGCUCUUAGGAGGCAUGUGUUGUCUUCUCUCUUCGCGGCUUCUAUCUUCCCACAACUUGGAUUCAGCGGGGUCAGCAUAGCUGAACCAUCAGAUGAAUUUAAAGAAUAUAUAGAUAUAUUUGAUGGUUACUCGCUAUUGUAUCCCAAAAAUUGGAUACAAGUUCGAGGGGCCGGCGCAGAUAUAUUCUUCAGGGACCCCUUCGUUCUUGACGAGAACUUAUCGAUCGAAUUGUCGUCGCCUUCGUCAUCGAGAUAUGUAAGUGUUGAAGAUUUAGGACCUCCAGAAUCAGCUGCGGCAAAAGUUCUGAAGCAAUAUUUGACGGAAUUCAUGUCUACGAGAUUAGGCGUUCGUCGUGAAUCAAGCAUCUUGUCGACAUCAUCGAGAGUUGCAGAUGAUGGGAAGCUCUACUAUCAGAUUGAGGUAAAUAUCAAAUCAUAUGCAAACAAUAAUGAGCUAGCAGUGAUGCCACAGGACAGAAUAGUUCAGUUAGAAUGGGACAGAAGAUACCUAUCUGUUCUUGGUGUUGGGAACAAUCGCCUGUAUGAGUUGAGAUUACAAAGCCCUGAAAAUGUGUUUCUGGAUGAAGAGAAGGAUCUGAGAAGAGUGAUGGAUUCCUUCAGAGUCCUCAAUUUAGUAAAUUGAUUUUCUUUUCUUUUCUCUUUUUUUUUUUUUUUGUUACAAAAGAUUUCCCAGAUGUGAGUGAGAAAUGUAAAUUUUUUGUCAAAAAAAUCAUGACAAUCAUGACCAUGUCAUAAAAGGUUUC
This is a messenger RNA of Phalaenopsis equestris, 1039 nucleotides long. RefSeq names its product psbP domain-containing protein 1, chloroplastic. The record is from RefSeq and is a predicted model, not a curated record. Gene Ontology annotation, cellular component: photosystem II; photosystem II oxygen evolving complex; extrinsic component of membrane. NCBI's taxonomy places the organism in Eukaryota, Viridiplantae, Streptophyta, Magnoliopsida, Asparagales, Orchidaceae. Gene Ontology annotation, biological process: photosynthesis. Gene Ontology annotation, molecular function: calcium ion binding.